AUGUCACUCGAGGCAAUCAACUUUGGCUCCUGGAUCCUCAGCGGUUCACUUCCAGACAAGAGCAGGUUGUCUGGAACCAUGCUGUUUCUUCAACUGACAGUCUAUGUAACGAUGCAGUUUCUGCUUCCAGUGCGUGCCCAAUCAAGCAUUCUCUGCCUGGGAAGCAAUACGGUGAGUCAGGUGUUCGCGGUGCUCCUGGACGGAUACCGGCCGCUUCUCACCGAAAACGACCCCCUCCUCAUCGGGGAUGGCGAGAAGCUCGGUGUUUUCAAUCUCCUUCGGGGACGAGUACACAACGUCAACGAGACGCGUUUCAGAAAGAACCUCUCCGUCAGGUGUAACGGCACCCACAUGGACCUUAAUUUCCCUCUGACCAUCACAAGUCCUCGUGUGGUGUACGACAUCCGCCGCACCACGAACAUCAUCCCGUUGUCAGGAGAGCUGCACAUCACCAUGGACAUCAUCGACCUGGACGUUGCCCUUGUUGCCAACCGAAACAAAGACCAGGGGUCUCCCGUCGUCUCGUCACUAGAAAUCUUGCGGAUGCCAAAUUUCAAGAUGGCAUUCGUCGGUCUGGGGACCAUGGGUUAUUUCCUCAACAUGCUCUUCAGUACGGCGCACAGUGUGGAAAAACUGCCGCUUAACGAACUCUUCAGGGUGCUACUUUGGAGGGCUCUGCAGCGGUAUGUUGAUGACACUCCACUUCCGAUUUAAGAAAGGCAUUUUUUUGAAUAAUAGAAGAUGCUUCGAGAUCAAGAUUUCUGGAAGUUUACAAGCGAAACUUUCCAAGGACGGGUUGUCUGUCUGCCCGUAUCAUCAUGUCCCGCGAUCAGUAUGCAAAAAAGAAGAAGAACCAUACGUAACAAUUUGCACUUAUUUAUUUUAUUUUGUCGCGCUUCUGUCUGUCUUCGUCUGUCUGUCUUUCUUCUGUGCCUCCGCAGCGAAUAGAGCGUUUGCUUGUCUGAUGCAGCAAAUAAAUCGCACGCGAAACGUUGAACGCUUAUUUAUUUUUGUGAUCCUAUAUAGGCCUAGAGAGGUGUCUGCCUGCUUGGCUAUACAAAUAAAAUAGGCGCAU
This is a messenger RNA of Ornithodoros turicata, 1075 nucleotides long. RefSeq lists its product as uncharacterized. The record is from RefSeq and is a predicted model, not a curated record. The coding region runs from base 1 to 714 and encodes 237 amino acids. The transcript has 4 exons. NCBI's taxonomy places the organism in Eukaryota, Metazoa, Arthropoda, Arachnida, Ixodida, Argasidae.